ACAAAAGGUGAUGUAGCCAGAACCUCAGUAGAUGCCGGACAAAAGUUUUCUGCUGGUUUUCCCGCUGCCUGUGGACACUCAGGGUCCAUUUUAAAAGGCCAGUUUCCAUCAGCAAAUCUCCUUGGCUGUCUUCCUUUUCUCUGCCUACAGGCCUGCUGGAGGAUCUGCGCCUCGUCUCUCCAAGGAUGGGGACCUUCUGCUCCCUCCUGGGGCUCCUGUUGGGCUCGGUGCUCCUGGUGGCCUCGGCGCCGGCCCCUCUUGAGUCUCACAGCUGUAGUGACAAGGAGCAACAGCUGACUGUCAGCCACACCUACAAGAUCGACGUGCCCAAGUCUGCCCUGGUCCAGGUGGAGGCUGACCCUCAGCCCCUCGGCGACGAAGGGGCCUCGCUGCUGGCCCUGGGAGAGGCCGAGGAGCAGAAUAUCAUCUUCAGACACAAUAUCCGCCUGCAGACACCGCAGAGGGACUGCGAGCUGGCAGGCCUUGUCCAGGACCUCCUGGCUCGGGUGCAGAAGCUGGAGGGCGAGAUGGCGGAGGUGAAGGAGCGGUGUGAUGUCCAGCGUUGCUGCCAGGGAGCUGCCGGUCAGGGCCCCCAGUGCAGCGGCCACGGGACCUUCUCGCAGGAGACCUGCGGCUGCCGCUGCGAGCAGGGCUGGGAGGGCGCCGCCUGCGAGGUGCCCUCCUGCCCUGGCGCCUGCAGCGGCCACGGGCGCUGCGAGGACGGCCGCUGCGUGUGCGAUGAGCCCUACGUGGGGGCGGACUGCGCCCACCCCGCCUGCCCCGGGAACUGCAGCGGGCAGGGCGUGUGCGUGCGCGGGCGGUGCCAGUGCCACGCGGACUUCACGUCGGAGGACUGCAGCGAGCGGCGCUGCCCCGGCGACUGCAGUGGCCACGGCUUCUGCGACACGGGCGAGUGCUACUGCGAGGAGGGCUUCACCGGCCUGGACUGCUCGCAGGUGGUCGCCCCCCAGGGCCUGCAGCUGCUCAAGAGCACGGAGGAGUCGCUGCUGGUGAGCUGGGAGCCCUCCAGCGAGGUGGACCACUACCUCCUCAGCUACCACCCCCUGGGCAGGGAGCCCUCCAGGAAGCAGAUACAGGUGCCCAAGGAGCAAAACAGCUAUGACAUCCUUGGUUUGCUGCCUGGAACCAAGUACAUAGUCACCCUGCACAACGUGAAGAAAGGGGUGCUCAGCAACCCCCAGCACCUGCUGGCCACCACAGAUCUUGCUGUGCUUGGCACCGCGUGGGUGACAGAUGAGACGGAGAACUCCCUGGACGUGGAGUGGGAGAACCCCCCAACCGAGGUAGACUAUUACAAGCUGCUGUACAGCCCGCUGACGGGGCAGGAGGUGGCCGAGGUCACAGUGCCCAAGAGCAGCGACCCCAAGAGCCGAUAUGACAUCACAGGUCUGCAGCCCGGGAUGGACUAUAAGAUCACAAUUGUCCCCGUACGAGGAGACCUGGAGGGCCAGCCCAUCUUCCUGAAUGGCAGGACAGAAAUUGAUGGCCCGACCAAUGUGGUCACUGAUCGAGUGACUGAAGACACGGCGGUGGUGUCCUGGGACCCCGUCCAGGCUGUCAUCGACAAGUACGUGGUGCGCUACACCUCCGCUGACGGGCAGUCCAGGGACACGGCCGUGCCCCGGGAGCAGAGCAGCACGGUCCUCACGGGCCUGACGCCUGGGGAGGCGUACAGAGUCCACGUGUGGGCCGAGCGGGGCGGCCAGGAGAGCAAGAAGGCCGAUACCACGGCCCUGACAGACAUUGACAGCCCCCAAAACCUGGUGACCGACCGCGUGACAGAGACCACGGUCACCAUCUCCUGGGAGCCGGUGCAGGCCGCCAUCGACAGGUACCUGGUGCGCUACACCUCCGCCGACGGAGACACCAGGGAGGUGCCCGUGGGGAAGGAGCAGAGCAGCACCGUGCUGACGGGCCUGAGGCCGGGCGUGGAGUACACGGUCCACGUGUGGGCCCGGAAGGGGGACCGGGAGAGCAAGAAGGCCGACACCAAGGCCCCCACAGAAAUUGACAGCCCAACAAACCUGGUGACCGACCGGGUGACAGAGACCACGGCCACCAUCUCCUGGGAGCCGGUGCAGGCCGCCAUCGACAGGUACCUGGUGCGCUACACCUCCACCGACGGAGACACCAGGGAGGUGCCCGUGGGGAAGGAACAGAGCAGCACCGUGCUGACGGGCCUGAGGCCGGGCGUGGAGUACACGGUCCACGUGUGGGCCCAGAAGGGAGACCGGGAGAGCAAGAAGGCCGACACUCAGGCCCCGACAGACAUUGACAGCCCCCAAAACCUGGUGACCGACCGGGUGACAGAGACCACGGCCACCAUCUCCUGGGAGCCGGUGCAGGCCGCCAUCGACAGGUACCUGGUGCGCUACACCUCCGCCGACGGAGACACCAGGGAGGUGCCCGUGGGGAAGGAGCAGAGCAGCACCGUGCUGACGGGCCUGAGGCCGGGCGUGGAGUACACGGUCCACGUGUGGGCCCAGAAGGGGGACCGGGAGAGCAAGAAGGCCGACACCAAGGCCCCGACAGACAUUGACAGCCCCCAAAACCUGGUGACGGAACGGGUGACAGAGACCACGGCCACCAUCUCCUGGGAGCCAGUGCAGGCCACCAUCGACAGGUACCUGGUGCGCUACACCUCCGCCGACGGAGACACCAGGGAGGUGCCCGUGGGGAAGGAGCAGAGCAGCACCGUGCUGACGGGCCUGAGGCCGGGCGUGGAGUACACGGUCCACGUGUGGGCCCAGAAGGGGGACCGGGAGAGCAAGAAGGCCGACACCAAGGCCCCCACAGACAUUGACAGCCCCCAAAACCUGGUGACCGACCGGGUGACAGAGACCACGGCCACCAUCUCCUGGGAGCCGGUGCAGGCCGCCAUCGACAGGUACCUGGUGCGCUACACCUCCGCCGACGGAGACACCAGGGAGGUGCCCGUGGGGAAGGAGCAGAGCAGCACCGUGCUGACGGGCCUGAGGCCGGGCGUGGAGUACACGGUCCACGUGUGGGCCCAGAAGGGGGACCGGGAGAGCAAGAAGGCCGACACCAAGGCCCUGACAGAUAUCGACCCUCCCAGAAACCUUCGUCCGUCUGCUGUGACCCAGUCUCAGGGGGUACUGAUCUGGGCACGCCCCUCGGCUCAGAUCGAUGGCUACAUUCUGACCUACCAGUUCCCAGAUGGCACCACUAAGGAGGUGCAGCUUGGACGUGGGGACCAGAGGUUUGAGUUGCUAGGCCUUGAGCAGGGCGUCACCUACCUUGUCUCCCUGGUGGCAUUCAAGGGUGAUCGCCGGAGCAGGAGUGUGUCCACCACCCUUUCCACAGUUGGUGCUCGUUUCCCACACCCUUCGGACUGCAGUCAGGUCCAGCAGAACAGCAACGCCGCCAGCGGCCUGUACACCAUCUACCUGCACGGGGACGCCAGCCAGCCGCUGCAGGUGUACUGCGACAUGGACACGGACGGCGGCGGCUGGAUCGUCUUCCAGCGGCGGAACACCGGGCAGCUGGACUUCUUCAAGCGCUGGCGGACCUACGUGGAGGGCUUCGGGGACCCCACCCAGGAGUUCUGGUUUGGACUCGACAAACUGCACAACCUCACCACAGGCACCCCCACCCGGUACGAGGUGCGAGUGGACUUGCAGACGGCCAACGAGUCGGCCUACGCCGUGUACGACUUCUUCCAGGUGGCGUCCAGCAAGGAGCGGUACCGGCUCACGGUUGGGAAGUACAGAGGCACAGCAGGCGAUGCUCUUUCUUACCACAAUGGGUGGAAGUUCACAACCUUUGACAGAGACAACGACAUCGCCCUCAGCAACUGUGCCCUGACGCACCAUGGCGGCUGGUGGUACAAGAACUGCCACCUGGCCAACCCCAAUGGCAGAUACGGGGAGACCAAGCACAGUGAGGGGGUGAACUGGGAGCCGUGGAAAGGACACGAAUUCUCCAUCCCUUACGUGGAGCUGAAGAUCCGCCCUCAGGGCUACAGCGGGGAGCACGUCCUGGGCAGGAAGAAGAGGACACUAGGAGAAAAUUCUAGAACGUUCUGAUGACCUGUCUGAGCAAUCAUCGCAUGAG
Molecule: messenger RNA, 4095 nt
Organism: Pipistrellus kuhlii (Kuhl's pipistrelle)
Lineage: Eukaryota; Metazoa; Chordata; Mammalia; Chiroptera; Vespertilionidae
Gene: TNN
Product: tenascin N
Exons: 18
Coding region: 186-4067 (1293 amino acids)
Molecular function (GO): protein binding
Source: RefSeq, a predicted model, not a curated record